This is a messenger RNA of Cajanus cajan (pigeon pea), 2231 nucleotides long. Its product is annotated as zinc finger protein SHOOT GRAVITROPISM 5. Gene Ontology annotation, cellular component: nucleus. Gene Ontology annotation, molecular function: DNA-binding transcription factor activity. Lineage: Eukaryota; Viridiplantae; Streptophyta; Magnoliopsida; Fabales; Fabaceae. The record is from RefSeq and is a predicted model, not a curated record.
CAUGGAGCCCAUUGAGCUGCUUGUGGGAUCAAGUUUCGAGCAUUGUGAUUGGGUCUCUCACACACACUCUCUCUCUUUUUGAAAGUUUAUUAAGGAGGGCUAUUACAGACAAUCCCUGCUGAAGAUGAGGGUUGGAAGCAAGGAAAAGGAAGAUAGGAACCCAGAGAGAGAAAAUUUUUAAAGAUAGAAAGUUGAUGGAAAAAGCUGAAAGUUCAAAAGCAAGUUAAAAGAAAGCUGAGGAAACCGAAAGCAAAAAUAAAUACACCUUUUAUUUUUCUUCUCUCUUUCUCCUUCUCCUCCUCCUUCCUGUGCCUUGUGUACCUGUUCCAUCUCUCUCUCUCUCUCCCAAUGAUCUCUUUCUCUUCUUUCACCUUACUUAAUUCUAUCACCAGCAUAGCCUCAGACACAAACAUAGCCCCUCCUUGCUUCUCUUCUUAGGCCUGUUAUCAGCAUCAUCAAAGCACUUAGUACCAUGUUAGCCAAUAACUUAUCUCCAUCGUCAGUUCCCACUUCUGAGCCUUUUCCCUGCACUGAUAACACCACUGCCACCAAUAAAAGGAAGAGAAGGCCCGCAGGAACACCAGAUCCAGAUGCAGAGGUGGUGUCCCUCUCGCCAAAGACUUUGUUGGAAUCGGAUCGUUAUGUGUGUGAGAUCUGCAACCAGGGGUUCCAGAGGGACCAGAACCUUCAGAUGCAUAGGAGGAGGCACAAGGUGCCAUGGAAGCUGUUGAAGAGGGAGACACCAGUGGUGAGGAAGAGAGUGUUCGUGUGUCCUGAACCAACUUGUUUGCACCAUGACCCAUGUCAUGCCUUGGGUGAUCUUGUUGGGAUAAAGAAGCAUUUCAGGAGGAAGCACAGCAAUCACAAGCAAUGGGUUUGUGAAAGAUGCUCCAAAGGCUAUGCAGUGCAGUCUGAUUACAAAGCACAUCUCAAAACGUGUGGCACCCGGGGCCACUCUUGUGAUUGUGGUCGUGUUUUCUCAAGGGUGGAGAGUUUCAUUGAGCACCAAGAUGCUUGCAACAUGGGGAGGCUUAGGCCUGAAUCUCAACCUCUUCAACCAUCUGCAUGCUUGUCUAGAACUGCUUCAAGCCCAAGUCCUUCAAGUGAAACCAAUUUCAGCACAGCUCCUUGGCCAACAAGAAUGAUAAUACCAAAGCCAGCAGAACCUCCCACAAUUUUCAUGAACAACCCUAUUACUGCUAUCACCACUGCUGAAACCUCAUCCAAGAACAACAAACUCCACCCCAACUUGGAUCUUCAACUCUCCACCCCCACCAGUAACAACAACAAGAACAACACCAACACCAGCACCAACACAUCAAAUAUUGGAAACCUCAUUGAUGCUGCAAUAUCCCCUAAGAGGGACCAUGAGAACCACUCAACCCAUUUGCAACUCUCAAUUGGUUCAUCAGAUAUGAGUGAGAAAAAUGAAUCAAACAGGAACUCGUCAGAGAAAAGCAGCAACAGCAACAGCGAGAAGCAGUCCAACAUGGCCUUGUUGAGGGUUCAGGAGCAAGCAAGGGAGCACUUGAGGAUAGCAAUGGCUGAGAAAGCAUAUGCUGAGGAAGCUAGGAAACAAGCCAAGAGGCAGAUUGAACUUGCGGAACAAGAGUUCACAAACGCCAAGAGGAUAAGACAACAAGCACAAGCGGAACUGGACAAAGCCUACGCCUUGAAAGAACAUGCAAUGAAGCAAAUCAACUCCACCAUGCUCCAAAUCACUUGCCAUGCUUGCAAACAACAGUUCCAAGCUCGAAAUGCAGCACCGGACGAGAAUUCCUUGGUGUUGAGCUACGUGUCUUCUGCUAUAACCACAGAAGGAGGAGAAGUAGAAAACGAUAAUGGAAAAGAUCAUAUGGGAAAGACAACUAACUCUACUUAGAGAGAGUUAAUUAACGAUCUUCUUCUUCUUCUUCAUCAUCAUCAUCGUCUUUCUCUCUACAGUCUAUUCUGUAUUUUAUUUUUCUAUGUCCUCCUUUAUGAUGGGUUAAUACUUAAUACCCUUUUUUUCUUUCAUUUCAACGCUAAUAUCUUUGUGAAUUGGUAUACCAAGUGAAGUGAAGGUGAGUGGUGCUGAUUAUGUAAGUGGGAUUAAUAGAGCACGGGGUGGAGAAAUUAAAGAGUGUAAUUCUUCGUGUAACUCGCAGUUUAUUGUGCCAUGUUUAUUUGUUAAUUAAAUUUGGUAUAAAUGCAGACUAUGAUAAAAAGGCUUUCUCGCUGGUUUAAUUAUA